This is a messenger RNA of Hevea brasiliensis (rubber tree), 876 nucleotides long. Its product is annotated as non-specific lipid transfer protein GPI-anchored 31. Gene Ontology annotation, molecular function: lipid binding. Bases 177 to 713 code for a protein of 178 amino acids. The record is from RefSeq and is a predicted model, not a curated record. NCBI's taxonomy places the organism in Eukaryota, Viridiplantae, Streptophyta, Magnoliopsida, Malpighiales, Euphorbiaceae. The transcript has 3 exons. Gene Ontology annotation, biological process: lipid transport.
AAGCAUGACACGUGUCCUACAUUCUUCAUUGCACCGACUGCCCUUUUCCCACACGCAUACUCUCUCUCUCUGAGCUCUGAGCUACUUUUUUACUUUUUAACGCCCAUUUCUCCUUAUUUAUCUCCAACAAGAAAACCCACUUCUUCACUGGUUACUACCCUUCAAUCUCUCUCAAAAUGGCGUCAAAUCUCUCUUUCUUCCUUUGCAUUCUCUCCCUCUUCUUUAUCUAUGCCACUCAUGCCGCCACCCAUCACCACGCCGCUGCUCCGGCGCCCUCCGUCGACUGCUCCAGUUUGGUGUUGAACAUGGCUGACUGUUUGUCUUAUGUUUCAAACGGCAGUACCGCAACCAAGCCAGAGGGUACUUGUUGCUCUGGAUUGAAAACUGUGUUGAAAACUGAUGCAGAGUGUCUCUGUGAGGCUUUCAAGAGUAGUGCUCAGUUGGGUGUUGUGUUGAAUGUUACUAAGGCUCUUACUCUUCCUGCUGCAUGCAAACUCCAUGCCCCUUCCGCCUCUAAUUGUGGAUUGUCUUUGGCUCCUACUGCAGCACCUGGUGUAACCCCACCCUCUAUUGCUACUGCACCUGGCACGAACUCUGGAUUGAACGUGCAAGCACCAGCACCGUCUCCGGGGGCCUCAAGUUCUCAUGGGAUAUCGAUCUCUGUUGGAUCUCUAGCCAUUGGCUUUGUAAUUGCAGCGUUCUCUAGUUUUUGAGUAGUAAUUAUGGUACCAUUUUGAGUCAGAGCGGAGGAGAGUUUAUAUCAUGAGGAACUAAUUUGAUGUUUAGCUUGAAUUUGGUAUUUUGAGUACUUGCAGUAGUCCUCUUGUUGAAUAUGUGUGACUGAAGCAGAUAUGAAUUCAUUGUGAUUCACCCAAA